This is a messenger RNA of Mustela erminea (ermine), 2694 nucleotides long. It is a transcript of the gene PXT1, whose product is annotated as peroxisomal testis enriched protein 1. Gene Ontology annotation, cellular component: peroxisome; nucleus. Gene Ontology annotation, biological process: positive regulation of apoptotic process. The record is from RefSeq and is a predicted model, not a curated record. NCBI's taxonomy places the organism in Eukaryota, Metazoa, Chordata, Mammalia, Carnivora, Mustelidae.
ACGCCGGGAAGGCCAGGCUCCGGGCCCGUCGCCUGGGGUGGCCGUUGGUAGGUAACCUCUGUCUUUCCCUCCACGCCCACGGCUUCUGAUGGACAACAGGCUCGCACCUGCACUGGGAGGGUGGAUUCGGUUUCCCAGCUGCGGAUGCCCCCUUUUCAAUUAUUAAAGGGAAAAAACAUGAAGAAAAAACAUGAUACCAUUGUUUGUGAACCUAAAGAACUUCUGAAUGCCUCUCCCAAAGUAACAAAUCGUUGCAAAUCCCUGUGGGUGAAAUACAGUUUUCAGGAGUACAUGAGACUUGUCAGCUCCCAGCCAGUUUCAGCCAUGUCAAGGAACCCAGGUCACUAUCUGCCUUUUCAGCCCAAGGAGAGUAGCAGUGGCCAGAACCAUCACCAGGAGGAGAUAAUCCACAAGUUGGCCAUGCAGUUGAGAAACAUCGGGGACAGCAUUGAUUGUGGGAUGGUUCAAGAGGACAGUGAACGAAGGAACACAGAUCUACACUUUGAAAAGUCAACACAAAUGUGCAAAUCCAAGUUCUCACAGGAGCUAAAGGUUCAGGACCAGGAUGACAGAAAGGGGAGGCUUAUAGCAAGGAACCAAAGGAACACAUCAUGUGCAUGGGAGCUGACCCACUUCUCUACCUGUUGGGAGCAAGCCAUACCUGACCGGAGGGAGUCCCACCUGCACCUGGUCCGUCUGCUUGCUGCCCUUGAGCAGAGCGGAGGAUGGGCUGAGCUGGCUGUGGGUGGCUGUGGUGGGGAGAUAGCCAGCUGGCCACAGAUGCUACCUGCCAAGCACAUAUAGGCCCAUUUCCUGGUCCUGAGCUAAGAUGAAACAAUCAUUGUGUUUAGUGACCUAUUUCGGGAGACAGGUCCUAUGCUCAGUGCUUUGGUGACUAUAUCUUCUCCUAUUGUAUUCUUUAAAAACAACUCAGGCAGGUAAGAUUGACAUACAAGAAGCUGUCCUAUAGUUAAUGUAUGUAACUGCCCUGACCCUAACCCUAAUACCUAGUUAAGAGAUACUCGAUUUAGGAUACUGCUCAUUAAUUAGAGGAUGGUUUUCAGGAGGUAAGGAAUUCAAGGACCAACCUUCUUCGGUCUUACUCUCCCUUGAAUCCGGUAAAUCCAAACACAUUCGACCACGUGCUAUCUGGAGAGUGGCCACACGGGGGCAACAGUGCCCCAAACCCCACUGCAAAGCCAAUUCUUCCUUCAUCCUGUCAAACCUUGUUCAUUCAGUGUUUACAGAUCAUGGUAGAGAUGAUGAAAAGUGUGACUUUGUUGAAUUUUUAAAAAACUGAAAGAAUUCUUUCACCCUGUUAAGAAUAGAACUUCGAGAGCACAUUAAGGCCCAGGGGCCUGGGAAAGGGCUACUACUAUGGAAUCUAUUCAGGUCUACUUAGGAAACAAGGAUGGCUUCUAGUCCACUUCUCUGCAGGAAGAAUUUGUGUCAACUAACAGCCCUGAAUCCACACAAAAUACUGCCCCUCAGAGGAAAACAAAGGAGAAUCAACAGCCUCCGGAAGCAGAGAAAGAACCACCCAGGAACAAAGAGACCACAGUGACUGACUCAGGCCAAUUUGCAUUUCUGUAGGGUUGUGGGUCAGGCAGAGUGCACAUCUUGAUGCUACCCUUUGGAACCUGUGAAAGCCUCCUGGCCCGUUCCUCCACGAGACACCCCCUACCCCUUUACAACUCCAUCCUGCUUCUUGGAACUCCCCUUCCCCUUUUUGAUGCCAUCGUUCACUUUGCCCAUCACUGUCAUUAUAUAGAGUACAUUGAACUACUUACUAUUCUGUCAUUUAAAUGGUUUUUUUUUUUUUUUUUAUUGUCUGGUGGGAAUUGAUACCUUGCAUCAUCUACCCUAAUGUAGAAUCCCUUGCCGCAUUGCAUGACUUCACUGUGGACUUGGAAUGCCCUCACAGUAUCGUGGGGCUAGUGUCCUGGGCAAGGUCCUCACUAAGCUGGCUCAGCAGUUGCAGUGAAGGCCGGACCCAGGCACUGCUAUUUGUGUGCAGGUAAGGCAGAACAGCCAAAACCUUGGUUUGGGUUCAGAAUUGCUCAUGGCCCCUCAGCCACAUCAGAUGGCUUGGGGGCACACCCUGAAGACACUGGCUAGUCCAGUGUUGCCCUGGGGAAUCUCCAUGGAACAGCCUUUGUGUCCAAUGGGGGGACUCCAUAGGAGCAGGGGCGAUGGGAUUCAGAACUCCUGAGAUAGAAUCCAUUGUGGAGACUGCCCAGAACUUAAAAACAUUUAAAAAUAGAACUACCCUACAACCCAGCAUUCGCACACCUUGGUAUUUACCCCAAAGAUACAGAUUGAGUGAAAAGUAGUGGCACCUGCCCCGCCCCCUAUGUUCAUUGCAGCAUUAUCCACUCUAGCCAAACUAUGGAAAGAGCCCAGGAGUUCAUGGACAGAUGAAUGGAUAAAGAAGAUGUGGUUCAUAUCAACAACAGAAUAUUAUUCAGACAUCAGAGAGGAUGAAGACUUACCAUCACAUCCACCUGGCUGGAACUGGAGGGUAUUAUACUCAGUGAAAUUAGUCUAUCAGAGAAAGACAAUUGGGACAUGGGUUCACUCAUAUGUGAACAGGAGAAACACCACAGAGAAUCAGAGGUUUAGGGAGAGAAAACUGAAUGGGAAGUCAUCAGAGAGGGAGGAAAACCACGAGAGACUCUUCAUUACAGAAACAAA